Molecule: messenger RNA, 1638 nt
Organism: Mercurialis annua (annual mercury)
Lineage: Eukaryota; Viridiplantae; Streptophyta; Magnoliopsida; Malpighiales; Euphorbiaceae
Product: vacuolar protein sorting-associated protein 36
Exons: 9
Coding region: 47-1330 (427 amino acids)
Biological process (GO): protein transport to vacuole involved in ubiquitin-dependent protein catabolic process via the multivesicular body sorting pathway
Cellular component (GO): late endosome membrane; ESCRT II complex
Molecular function (GO): phosphatidylinositol-3-phosphate binding; ubiquitin binding
Source: RefSeq, a predicted model, not a curated record
AAAUUUCUCAUUCUUUCAGAUUCUCAUAAUCAUAGCAGUUGUGUAUAUGGGUAGCAGCAGCAACAAUUUGUUCCCUUCAGCAUCGCUCACCGCCAGUGGCCGCCCCGUGCUUCUUCCCAACGAGCUCGAAUCUCAGCUACUCUCCGCCGUCGAUCUCGAAUCGGAAGACGACCGUCUCAAUUUGAAAUCAGGUGUCCUUAUCCUCACAACCCACCGCCUCCUAUGGCUCCCCUCCACCAAUCUCACCGCCAUCGCCAUUCCUCUCUCCGCCAUCACCCACAUAUUCUCUUCAAAACCAUCUCUCAAAUCGAUCUUCCAUUCACCGCGCAUUCGUUUCCAGGCCUCUCUCAACUCCAAGAGCGUGGUGGUCACGCUGGUGGUCCGAGGGAAGGGCGAUUGCGACGGGUUUUUGGCCAAGCUGUGGGAGAAUUGGAGGGGGAGGGCUUGGGAGGCUCAGUCUGGGGCGGCUCAGUCUGGGGUUUCGAGUUCUAGUUCGAGUGGGUUUUAUUCGAGUGAUGGGUCGGUGAGAAUGGUGGGAGUAGCGGGGAUACUGAGGAAAGAGCAGCAGAUGUGGGAGACUACGGAUAAGAGCUUGCAUGAAGCUUUCCAAGACUUGAACGCACUCAUGAGCAAGGCCAAAGAGAUGAUGAUGUUGGCCGAAAAGAUGAGGCAAAAGCUUUUGUCUGCCUCAAACUCUCAAAGUAGCUCUGUUAAUGAUGAGGAAAUGGGUUCUAAAGAGGAGAUGCAAGAUUGGUUGUUGAGUGUUGGUAUCAUAUCUCCAGUUACUAAAGAGUCUGCAGGAGCCUUAUAUCAUCAACAAUUGUCCCGACAGUUGGCUGAUUUUGUCAAAAUUCCUUUAGAGAGAGCUGGAGGGAUGAUCAAUCUUAUAGAUAUUUAUUGUCUUUUUAAUCGUGCUCGGGGAACAGAGUUGAUCUCACCCGAGGAUUUGUUGCAAGCAUGUACUCUCUGGGAGAAGUUCGAUGUACCAGUCAUGCUUCGAAAAUUCGAUAGUGGAGUGAUGGUGAUUCAAAAUAAGUCGCACAGUGAUGAGAAGAUAUUUGAUCGAAUCAAAUCCCUUGUCAUGAAGCCUGAUGUUCUUGGAGUUGGACUAACUGCCAGUGAUGCUGCAAUGUCACUGGGUAUUGCUCCAGCUAUGGCUAAGGAGCAUCUUCUAACUGCUGAAAGCAAAGGUUUACUAUGCAGGGAUACAAGCCCUGAUGGCUUUCGCUUUUACAUUAACCUCUUUCCCGAGAUCAGUUCUGAUGAUAAAUUCUUGGUGAAAGAUGAUAGCAUUUAUUAUUUAUGGGUUAGAACUGCGUCGGCUUCUUAGGGACCCUUUCUUUCCCCCAUGCUGGGAGCCAUUUCAGGUUGCAGGUUACAGAUUUGAAUGAAUGCAUCGAGUUCCAGAACAAUGGAGUUGUACAACGCCUGCCUGAUCUCAUCUCAUAUGAGACAAGUGUAAUUCUAUUAUUACUGUCAAUUUUUGAAGCUUGCAACUUUUAUUAUCCCCAAAUUAAGCAAGCAAAAGCAUAAUGGCCUGCUCCAAUAUCGUUUUGGCAAAGUAUUUAUUUGCAAAAAAUACUUGGCAGAUGAUUCAUUUAUUUCUUCUUCUCUCUGAAAAUAUUCAUUUUAUUCCAA